UCAUCCAUUUGUCUGUUUAUUCAUUUGUGUUGAUUGCCUAUUCUGCUGCUAAGAAGUAUUUUCAGCUUUUGGUACCCAGAGCUGGAAGCUGUGUGCUCUGACACAGGAGGCCUCAGACAGCCAGAAGGGCAGCAUCUCUCUGCUGCCUUCUCUUACCCUCUGUCCAAGUUCUCAAGGAAGGUUAUAAAGGCACUCAGAGUUCCUUCCCAAGCAAUCUUUAGAAAAUGACCAAAUAUGAACAAACUGAACUGAAAAUAUUGUGUCCAGGCUUCAGUUAGGAGUCAUUACCAGAGGAAGUAGGGCUUGGUUUUUUAGUCUACCAGCAAUCGUCUCCUUUUACUUCUUCUUUUUUUUUUUUUAACUUCCAUUUGAACCUACAAUAUGUGUAGAAUUUGUUUUGUAUCAGGUCAUUUUUAUUUUUGGAUCAAUAAACAUUAAAGAUAGAAACUGUCGUGAAAUUGCCUUUGUGAUGACGGACAUCCUGUUGGAUCUCUCUGAAAUCCUCGCUAAGUAUGAGCCCUGGUGUGUGUGUGGCAUGUUGCAUGGCAUUUAGGGGACCACUUAAGAACCUGUGGAAUUUUGGUUGUUCCUUACUCUGAGGUUGUGCAGAACAUCUCCUAAUCUGAGAUUAUGCAGAACAUUUUCUUUCAAAAGUUAUGUAAGUACCCUAUAACCUAUCUCUUUUUCUUCAUUUAUGGUAUGUUUAUGAGACAAAUUACCAAAUGGCAUUAUUUAAUAAAAGCAGGAAGAAAGUUUCCUCAAAGAGGAUGGGUGGCCUUCCUCAUGUCACUCAGUGGCCCCAGCCAAGACCUCAGUGGAAAUUUUGGUGUGAGAAUUCUGAUCACAUUAUUCUUUCUAACAAAUCAAACCAAAUCAACCCUUUGCCCCUGCAAACAAACCACGAUUUCAAAUAGCUUUAAGUCUUGAAAAUAAAUUUUAACGGGGAGAAAGCAAGCUGUUCUUGGUAUGAAGCCAGAUCCACCCAUAGUCCCCAGACCCAGAUUUUUCUAUUCAGGAAGACAGGCAUUAGCAGAUUUAAUGGUAGCAUUUGGUCAGGUUUGAAUGGGGUCACAUGGAAGGAUUCCAUUUCCUGCUGCUGCAAAAGCCUGCUCAGAUGUGAGAAGCCAGCAGUAAAAAUGAUUUCUAGGAAUGUAGACUGCAACUCUAAGCUUUCUUGGUUGCAUUGGCAACAUUGUUGGCACAUGUGUGGUUCUUGGAAUUAUAGAAUUGCUUGAGAGACACUUAUUGAGCUGCAGAAAGAGAGUUGCCAGCAAAUAAUGCUCUAAGCACAGAUAAUUCUAUAGACUUUGCAGUGUCCCUUUAGCUCUAAAAGAUCUAUCUGUAUCAUAGAAGGUUGAAAAUGUGAGCUUUUCAAAACAUGUAGCUUUCUUUAAUAAUCCCUUCCAUUGGAUCAACUGGAAGAUCUAAGCUCCCUGUCAGCCCUUUCAUAUUGUAACUUACAGUGAAGACAGGAAGUCAAGGAUAAAAGAAAGAAUUAAGCCUCAUUAAACACUUUUCAGGUCAGGCUAGGAGCUUUUGCUGGUGUUCUCACUCAGUCUUCUUAGGUUGGUAUUCUCCCAUUUCUAAAGAUGAAGAAACUGAGGCGCAACCAAGUUAAACAUUUUGCAAUUAUCCAGCUCUCAAAAGUGAUCAAGUGAGGCCCAGUUUUAUUGGAUUUUAACACUUAAUUUCUUUCCACUUGUACCCAUUACAUCUCUUAGAAUUCAGUCAUUCUUCACCUUAUUGAAGCCAGGAGACCCCCCCUCCCCUCCUGAUAAAAGGCACAGCCAUAUUAUAUUAGUCACAAUUCCAGGCCCUUCCUGGACAUCUUGAGAUCUAUUCAUGGACCCCAGAUAUAGAACCCAGUGUCUAUAGAGAAGCCAUGGUCAUUUGUGUUUUCCUCCAAGAAGACAGCCAGCUGGUGUUUAUGUUACUCACUCUUCAGGCCUCAAUUGAAGAGAUACUGUGUUAAUGUGAUUGUUCCUGUUGUUUUAUCUUCAUCAAAGAAAGGGAAAGCUACCCCUAGGGAGUAGCUGUAGAAUCACAGAAUCUCAGGAUAGAUGUGUACUUAGGAAUCAUCCACAAUCCCCUAUCUUCAGAUCCACACUGUGAGUUAGGCACUAGCAUUAUUCUUCAUUCACAGAUGAGAAAACUGCCAUGGAAAGAUGCACAAUUUGUCCAGGUCCUUCAGAAGCUGGGGAAAGCUGACGAGACAAAAGAUGAACAGUUUGAAGAAUAUGUCCAGAACUUCAAACGGCAAGAAGCAGAGGGCACCAGACUUCAGCGAGAACUCCGAGGAUAUUUAGCAGCAAUCAAAGGCAUGCAAGAGGCCUCCAUGAAGCUCACGGAGUCGCUGCAUGAAGUCUAUGAGCCAGAUUGGUAUGGGCGGGAAGAUGUGAAAAUGGUUGGCGAGAAAUGUGAUGUGCUGUGGGAAGAUUUUCAUCAAAAACUUGUAGACGGGUCCUUGCUAACACUGGAUACCUACCUGGGCCAAUUUCCUGACAUAAAGAAUCGCAUCGCCAAGCGUAGCAGGAAGCUUGUGGACUACGACAGUGCCCGCCACCAUCUGGAAGCUCUGCAGAGCUCCAAGAGGAAGGAUGAGAGUCGAAUCUCUAAGGCAGAAGAGGAAUUUCAGAAAGCACAGAAAGUGUUUGAAGAGUUUAAUGUUGACUUACAAGAAGAGUUACCAUCAUUAUGGUCAAGACGAGUUGGAUUUUAUGUUAAUACUUUCAAAAACGUCUCUAGCCUUGAAGCCAAGUUUCAUAAGGAAAUUGCGGUGCUUUGCCACAAACUGUAUGAAGUGAUGACAAAACUGGGUGACCAGCAUGCCGACAAGGCCUUCACUAUCCAAGGAGCGCCCAGAAUGAGGUGUGACUCGGGUCCUCUCCGCAUUGCAAAGACGCCAUCACCGCCUGAGGAGGCUUCACCACUCCCGAGCCCGACAGCAAGUCCAAAUCAUACAUUGGCACCUGCGUCUCCUGCACCAGUACGGCCUCGGUCACCUUCACAGACAAGGAAAGGGCCUCCUGUCCCACCCCUACCUAAAGUCACCCCUACGAAGGAACUGCAGCAGGAGAAUAUCAUCAGUUUCUUUGAGGACAACUUUGUUCCAGAAAUCAGUGUGACGACACCUUCCCAGAACGAAGUCCCUGAAGUGAAGAAAGAGGAGACUUUGCUGGAUCUGGACUUUGACCCUUUCAAGCCGGAGGUGACACCUGCAGGUUCUGCUGGAGUGACCCACUCACCCAUGUCUCAGACAUUGCCCUGGGACCUAUGGACGACAAGCACUGAUUUGGUACAGCCGCCUGACUCUUCAGAAAGUCUGUCCUUGUGUAACCUGAUCAUAGAGGAAACUCCAGACAGUGGGUUGGCCGAAGAAAUUCAAAGAUCUCAAAAUGAUAUAGGUGCAUUUACUUGGGGCCCUGAUGCUAGUACAGACAGGGUCAGCCAGGAAAUUACCUCAGGUAGGUUUGGAGAAGACUCUGCAUGUUUCUCCGAAGCAGAGCAAGGCAUGAGAUUAUCCACCAGACUGCUUUCGUCUGCUGACUGGCCCCCUGUAGCUGCACAGGGUGAGCAUGCCCCAGGGCCAGCCCUUCCAGGUGGAAAUGAACGACUGUCCCAAAAGCCCGUGCCUGAGGCUGGAGUUGCCAUUGCUGCUUGUGUGGAGACGGAACAGCCAUAUGACCCCCGUGACUCAGAGGUGCCAGCCGUGGACACAGCUGGCCUGUUCAAAGAAAGUCAUGAAGAUGUGAAGAAGUCAGAUGAAGAGGAAGAGAAAGAGAAGAUAGAAGAUUCUCUGUGGGCAGGUGUGGAGACGUGUCAAAAGGUAGACACUGGAGCUAUUGAUAUCAAGACACUAGAAGGUACAGAGGAAUUUGAAGAGAAAGCAUGUGAAAGGACAGGAAACAGAGUGGUGGAGCUUCUUAAUACCAUAGGAAAGGAAGACAAUAGGACCUUAAAAAUUAAUGAAGUGGAAACUAGGAAAGAUCUGAGAGCAGGGUAUAAGGAAAGUACAAAAACCAAUGAAAAUUAUUUUGAGAAAACUGACCUAUUAGAAACGGACAUGGAAAGAGGAGAUACAGUAAAAGAACUUAGUGACAGAGACCAAGGUCUACAUGAUGGAAUUCAAAAGGUAAUCGAUAAUUGUGGAAUGAUAGAAGGCUUUGGAGCCAAAUCCACCAAUCACCCAGAUAUCUUGAAUCCAUCUCUCCAGACCUACUCUGUAUCUAAUAUUGAAGAUGGCAGCCAUGAGGGUUGGGAUUUGGCUAGAAAAGACAUAAAGAAAAAUGCAGUAGACACUCCCAACCAUGAUAUGAUAUAUUACCCAGAACAAGGCAGUGCAGAUGCUGAAGAAAUUCAGUGUGAGACUGUGUUAAAUGCUCUUGUAGGUGACAGGGAUAAAAAUCAGGCUGUUUUAUCAAUAAAACUUGAAGUAGAAGCUCAGUCUAGGACUGGCCUUAGUUAUUCUCUGGGAAGUGAUGUAAAUGGGAGAGAUUUAUGUUCAUGUAAGGCAGAAAGUUCACUAAUAGAAGGGUCUGAAAGAACAGUGACUGAAAACUGUAGUCAUACUGUUAACUCGCCAAGAAUUGCAAAGAUAGACUCUUGGGGAACAGAUCCAGGUCAAAUCUGCCAGCCAAGCUUGAAUUCAGCAAUGAAUAAUUUGGAUAUAACAGGAUUCUCUGGUAUACCAGAUGGCCAAGCAAGUGGAUUUGCCAAUUGUCUGGAUUCUAUUAACCACUGGCCUAUCAGAGAUACAGAAGGCUUAGAUAAUAGCUGGAAACAGUUAGAUGCAGUUGAGCACAAGGAAGAACUGGAGGUGGACUUACUAGCAGUUGUAUGUGGGGAACAUGCCAUUGCUAGCUGCUGGGAACAAAGCCAGGAGAUAGCGAGACCAUUGAUUUUGGGGACCUCCCGGAAUGCUAGCACUGAGAUUUCUGCUAGUUCCCGAGACCAGGACAUCAACAACUCAGAUUUAUCUGAAGAUGAAAUUGCUAACCAGAGAUAUGGAUUGUUGUACCAAGAAAUAGAGGCUGACAAAGACGAGGUACUUACCCUAGUCUGUAGCAUAGACUAGCCAAAGACUUCUGUAGGUUCUGUUUUUCCUCAUGUCUCUCACCUACUUCAUUAUCUAUCACUAUCUUCUAGGAGGCCUGAUCUCUCUAACAGAGUGUCAUGUACUUCUUGAAAUAUGUGCAAACCAAACACAAAUAGGUUGACCAAAAAAAAAAAAAAA
Molecule: messenger RNA, 5233 nt
Organism: Sapajus apella (tufted capuchin)
Lineage: Eukaryota; Metazoa; Chordata; Mammalia; Primates; Cebidae
Gene: AMPH
Product: amphiphysin
Exons: 17
Coding region: 2144-5074 (976 amino acids)
Biological process (GO): synaptic vesicle endocytosis
Cellular component (GO): plasma membrane; synaptic vesicle; cytoplasm
Molecular function (GO): protein binding; phospholipid binding
Source: RefSeq, a predicted model, not a curated record